UUAGAAAAUAAAGUAGCAAACUUAAAUUAGCUAAGUCUUUUUUUUAUUGCAGAUGCUUGGGAAUCUCUUUAAAAGCAAACAUGUUGUGCAAUUUAUUGGGAAAGCGAAUUUCUGCAGUAAACCAAACAACGACUUUGUCCCAGUAUAUUUUUUCCCUUUUAUUAAGACAUUUUCAAUAGUAAACAGAAUAAAGUAUUACCAGUCUGCUGCAACCGCUGGAGGAAUCCCCUUGAGCGUAAUUCUGAAUCAAGCAAGUGUAAUUACACUAGAUCAGACUAUAGCGACAGUUUUUGUUGGGAUAUCGGGAUGUAUGGUCCUUCACACAUUCGGUUUAAUGACGAAGAAUUUCGUUGGAAUCAUGUACAUAAACGAGAAAAGCGAUGAAGUUAAGAUAUCCCGUUUGGAUUUCUGGGGUAAAAGAAAGGACGAUAUUGUGCCCAUCUCAGAUAUAGUACCCUUCUCUGAACUACCCUCAUCAAUAACCGAUACGUUAUAUACUAAAUUACGGUUUUUCUCCGACACCAAAACGAUGCUGAAAGUGUCUUUGAAAUUUGGGAAAAUUCUGGAUGAGAAAUUAUUUAACAAGCACAUUAAUCAGUGAAUGAAGUUGUCUAUAUAGUUUUAAUAAAAUAUUGCAUUUUGAACGUGAUG
Nicrophorus vespilloides is the source of this 651-nucleotide messenger RNA. RefSeq names its product transmembrane protein 186. Lineage: Eukaryota; Metazoa; Arthropoda; Insecta; Coleoptera; Silphidae. The record is from RefSeq and is a predicted model, not a curated record. The transcript is spliced from 2 exons. Gene Ontology annotation, cellular component: mitochondrion. Bases 53 to 601 code for a protein of 182 amino acids.